Molecule: messenger RNA, 2221 nt
Organism: Condylostylus longicornis
Lineage: Eukaryota; Metazoa; Arthropoda; Insecta; Diptera; Dolichopodidae
Product: rho-related GTP-binding protein RhoN-like
Exons: 3
Coding region: 178-1002 (274 amino acids)
Biological process (GO): small GTPase-mediated signal transduction
Molecular function (GO): GTPase activity; GTP binding
Source: RefSeq, a predicted model, not a curated record
AUUUAAAACAAUUACGAAAUUAACGAUUGCUUUGGAUUAUAUUUUUUAAUUGAAUUUUUGGAAAAUAUUUUCUAGAAUCAAAAUAUAAAGAAUUCUUUGAAAUUAACAUACAAUAUCCGUAUAAAGUGUUUUCUUAAUUCAUAAAAAUUUAACGUGUGAAAGAAGUUUUGCUGAAAGAUGUCGAAAAGAGAAAAAACUGAUUCAUUAGAAAGGCCUGGUGCCUUUAAAGAAGUAAAAAUUGUAUUAGUUGGACCAGCAAAAUGCGGUAAAACAGCAUUAGUUCAACGUUUUGUUAAUGAUAUUUUUUCAGAGACCUAUAUACCGACUGGUUUUGAAAAAUAUCAAACACAACAAAAAAUUUCUGAUCUUACAGUUGAUUAUCAAAUAUGGGAUACAUCAGGUGGUGGAGCAUAUGAUAGUGUUAGACCAUUAGCAUAUCAAGAUGCAAAUGUAUUUAUGUUAUGCUUUAAUGUUGGUGAUCAAGAUUCAUUAACAUCAGCAAUUAAUAAAUGGUGUAUUGAAAUAAGACGUCAUUGUCGUGUAACACCAAUAAUAUUAUGUGGUUGCCGUACAGAUAAUCGUAGUGUAUAUAAUACAAUUAAUUAUAAUUCAGCAACACAAUUUGCAAGAAUACCAGUAACAUCAGAACAAGCAUUAUUAGCAGCAAAUCAUAUUGGUGCUGCUGCAUAUGUUGAAACAUCUAGCCAAUAUUCAAAUAUUUUAGUACCAGAAGCAUUUAGAAUUGCUGCUGAAGUUGGUUUAGGUUUAAAACAAUGUUUAUCAAGUGGUAUAUUAUCAUCAUCAUCUUCAUCAUCAUCAACAGGUACAAAUGGUUCAACAUCAGCAAAACCACCAAAUAAAAAAUUAUGUAAAGAAAAGAAAUCAUAUCAUAUGUCAAGUCCAACAUUAAAUCGUUUAAAUAAUGGUAAAAUAAUUGAAGGAAAACCAGAUAUUAAGAAUGAGGUUAGAAUGAAAACAGCAAAAAAUUGUUGUAUUAUGUGAUGCUUUUAGACUUCUAACACAGAAUAAGAAAUUGUGAAGAGAAAAUCAUAAGAUCACGAUUAAAGAAUUAAAUUUUAUACUCUUUUGAUUGUUUUAAAUUUUUCUAGUUUCUGAAUUUGAUUAUGGGCAAAGUGGCAUUUUAUUUUACAACAGUUUUACUAUGCGAAUAUCAGAAAAUUUGUUGAAAAUUUCAGCAUAGUUAAUAUUAACCAUAACUAAGUAAAAUAUAAUGAAUUUAAAAAAUUUAAAUAAAUCACUAGAGUAACAAUUUAAUUGUUAAGAAAUUGUAAAUAAGCAUGUAUGUAUAACGAACGAACGGAAAAAAAUUGUAAAAUAAAGGUGGACAAAGUCCGUCUGUAAUGGUUUUUUUUUUAUUAUUUAAUUACAAAAUACAAUAUUUAAUUUUAAAAACAAUAGAAGGAAAUAAAACAAAAAAAAAUGAUUUUAUAUUGUAGACUGAAGAAAAGGUAAUGCGCUUUAAAUAAUUUUCAAAAAAUUAAAACGAAUCCAUUAUGUAAUAGUUUAAGGUUCCAACUUAAAAUAUAAGAAUUUUGUUAAGAAAUGUAAGAAUGUAAUUUUAUAUUGUAACUAAACUACUGCAUAAAUUGUAAAUUUCAGUGAUUCUAGAACAUCAUAAUUUGUAAACUAACACUACUGCAACAAUAAAUUAAUAAAAUAAUGUACACUGUACAUGAUAAUGGGCACCAGCUCCCACUUUAUGUAACAUUUCUUAUCCUCGUUUUUUAUAUAACACCUUCGUGUUUUGAUGAACUUUUACAAAGUGUACGAUAAUUAGCAUAUUUUAUUAAAAAUAUUCUAAAACUGCCAAGAAUAAUUAUAAAAAUUCUAUAUUUAGGUAGUUGCAAAUAAAAAUUACAUUCUACAAUUGAUUCAAAUUCAAUUUACUUAUUAUUAAAGUGAAAUAGAAAAAUAGAGAAAACAUAAAUAAAAAAGAAUGAUAAAAAUGAGUAAAAAAAAUUGGACAAAACGUUUUCAUAACCUCGUAUUUCUGGUUUUUCUGUGAUCAUUUAUUUUUAAAUUUAAAUUUUUUUUUUAUAAUUAGAAAUUUGUACAUUAAUAUUAACAUGUUAUUAGUAAAUAUAAAUUAUAUCUUAAUUAAAUAUUAAAUUUAUUGUAAUUAAAUUAUUUUAGAAACAAAAAGAAACUCUAUUUUGUUUUUGAAAUUUAACACUGUAAAAAUCACUCACUUAAUCACGAA